AUGCCCGGCGCUGGGCUCUGCAGCUGUUGGGGUGGCCGGGUACUGCCCUUGCUUAUGGCCUACGUCUGCUCCCUGCUGCUUGGGGCCACCAUCUUCUGGGCGCUGGAGAAACAGGCAGAAGCUCAAUCCAGGGACCGGUUCCAGCUGGAAAAGCUGUGCUUCCUAGAGAACUACAGCUGCCUGGACCAGCAGGCCAGGAGAAGUUCGUGCAGGGUCAUCCGGGAAGCCUGGGUGAAAGGUGUGAACCCCAAAGGCAACUCCACCAACCCCCGCAACUGGCACUUCCAAAGCAGUUUCUCCUUUGCAGGCACUGUGGUCACCACCAUAGGCUAUGGAAACCUGGCGCCCAGCACAGAGGUGGGGCAGGCCUUUUGUGUCUUCUGUGCCCUGCUCGGCAUCUCACUCAACGUGGUCUUCCUCAACCAAAUGGGCACAGGGCUACGUGCACACCUGACCACACUGGACAGGUGGGAGGACCAUCCCAGGCGUUCCCAGCUCCUGCAGGUCCUGGGCCUUACUCUGUUCCUGACCCUGGGGACCCUGGUGAUCCUCAUCUUCCCAGCCAUGUUAUUCAGCCAUGUGGAGGGCUGGAGCUUUGGCGAAGGCUUCUACUUUGCCUUCAUCACCCUCAGCACCAUUGGCUUCGGGGACUACGCUGUCGGCACAGACCUCAGCAAGCAUUACAUCACCAUGUACCAGAGCCUGGCAGCUGUAUGGCUCCUCCCAGGGCUGGCAUGGCUGGGUGUGCUCAGCCUGGGGUUCCUGCUUCUGCACAGAUGCCCCCGUCUCUGGCUGCUCAUCAGAGGCCUGGACAUCAGGGAUGAAGGAGACCCUGACCCUGACCCCAGACCUCAGGAAAUCCCCAAGUGUUCCAGCCACCCAUCCUGCCUCACCACCCCCAAUCCCACAGAACCCAGAAAAACCUACAUCAUCGCCACCUCCACAUACCAGCAGCAGUUCUUAGGCUGUGAGCAGAGACGGAGCUGGUUCUUGUGUUAG
Messenger RNA from Peromyscus maniculatus bairdii (prairie deer mouse), 999 nucleotides. NCBI's taxonomy places the organism in Eukaryota, Metazoa, Chordata, Mammalia, Rodentia, Cricetidae. The record is from RefSeq and is a predicted model, not a curated record.